Triplophysa rosa is the source of this 2697-nucleotide messenger RNA. RefSeq lists its product as uncharacterized. The record is from RefSeq and is a predicted model, not a curated record. NCBI's taxonomy places the organism in Eukaryota, Metazoa, Chordata, Actinopteri, Cypriniformes, Nemacheilidae. The transcript is spliced from 5 exons. Gene Ontology annotation, biological process: response to bacterium. The coding region runs from base 40 to 645 and encodes 201 amino acids.
ACAGACUUGUUUCUUUGUACUUAUACUGUAAUUCUUGUCAUGGAGGUUUUUCAAACCAGCAUUCUUCACCUGAAUCUGUGCAUCAUCUUUACUCUACUAACUCAAGAAGGACUUUCCAGCUCCUUUCAUGAGCACAUCAACAAAACAGCCUUUGAAGGAGAAACUGUCACAUUAAAAUGCAACAAUACUGCGGAUGGAGACGACAUUACAUGGAAAAAAAACAAUGUUGUGAUUUUUACGGAAGAUUUAUUUAAUAACAGAACUAUGAAAAACUUCACCUCAAAAAGAAUGUUUAUUGAAAAAUCAACAGAACUGAAAAUAAAACAAAUACAAGUAUCUGAUGCAGGCAUCUAUUACUGUCAAAAUACUAAAGGACUAAUACGGUGGAUAUUAACAGUAUCAGAAAACAGACCGGAGCCUACCAAACAAAUAUCACUCUACAUUAUCAGCUCAUGUACUGGAUUUAUUAUGGUCGGUUUUAUAAUCAGCCUCAGCAUCUGGAUUCACAGAAAACAGAAAAACAGUGAAGAUGCAGCUCACAGAGAAACAAUGGAGGACGUUACACCAGCCAGAGGAAAAGUACAGACUCACAACAGUCAAUACUUUGAGAGGUACAACUCAAUGUAUGGAGAAAUAUCACACUGAAAAGUGCAGAUCCAUCCAUUCUUCGAAUCCACUUAUCAUCUGCAGGAUCACAGGAGGGCUGUAGCCUAUCCCAGCAUUUUGGGCUACUGGCAGUGUACAUCCUGGAGAGGGGGCAGUGUGGCACUCUCACACACAGUGUCACAACCAAGGACAAUUUAGAAACUCCAAUUGACUCAAAUUACUGUGUGAGAAAAUCGGAGACACAAGGCAAACUUCACCUAGAAAGACCUCUUCCUGUGAAACCUUCUUGCUGUGAGGCAACAGCGCUACCCAUUGAGCCACUGUGCUACCCAUACAUGAAGAUGUAAAAAUAAUAUGAUAUGAGGCACGACUAGGUUUAUUUUGCUUUGGUUAUUUGAUUAACAUAGGUAUAGGUGUAUAAUUUAACACCGCGUCCUAACCAAACGCGACGCUGCGACACGCGAUAAAAGGUAUCUUUCCAUGUUAACCAGAUGUUUUGUCGUAACCAGCCGCGACAGCGCUGCGCGACGAGCAACGGCCGUUUCUAUUUUAGAAACGGUUUCUAUUUCUGCGACGUCACGUUGCCCAUACAACGGUCUUAUUCGAUGUAAAUUCUGCACCUCAUGAAUAUAAAUCGCCAAACAUGGAUGAGGACAGGCUAUAUACGUUUGAUUAGAUACGUUUAGAUUCUAAAAUCAUAGCAUAGCGUCCGUUGAGGCAUCACUGAAGUAGGGUUGUAACGGUAUGAUAAUCGCCCGAGGCAACGACACGGUUUUACGGUUUCACAGUUGGCGGUUUUACAUAAUAAUUCUCAUCAGUAAGAGACUGUUUGACUGUUGGUUGAGCUGGAUCAGAAGCUGCUUUGCAGAGGUAGCUUGAACCUAAAGAAAGAAUUAUGAUAAUAAACUGAAUUACAAAAAAUGAAAAAUAAUUUAUUUAAUAAUUUCUACAGGGAAUACAGUGAGAUUUGAGGGAAUGAAAUGGAUAACAAGAUCUUUAUAAUGUUUUAUUUUUAUUAAAAUGUUGUGUGUAUAAAUUGAAUUAAUAAAACUUUAUUAAUAACAAAAGAGGGGUAAGAUAUUACAAUUUUAAGAAUAGUGUCCUAUAAAAUUUGAUCAGAAACUGGAUUUUUUCCUUCUACAGUAUAUUCUGUUUUAUGAUGAAACACAAAUGCAUUACCAACAAUGGUAAUGCAUUGCAUAUGUAAUGCAUAAUGCAUUGUAUAUGCAAUGCAUAAUGCAUUGCAUAUGUAAUGCAUUGAUAAGUUACUUCAGUAUGUAGAUAAAACGAGCUACACAUAGGCAUGCUGAAAGAAGCAAAUUACAUAUUUAUAUGGCAGUCUUUUCGCGCGUUAAUAUUCACAUAUAAAAAAUGUUUAUCCAUCCAAUCGUGCAUUUUACGUGACAUCCGCUUUAUACUCUACAUUUGAUGUUCACAGCUGUAUCAGUAAGUCUGACUGAGUCAUGGAAAUGAUGCAAUCACAAGUUAUAAAUCCGACAUACCUUUAUCUGCAUGGAGGGAUGGUGUUCGAAUAUGAUCGAACAUGCAUUUAUUUCCUCCUAUUGGAGCCAAUUUGUGGCCAAAUUUUUUACAAAUUGGAUUUUCCUUUUUUCUAUACCCAAAGUAUUCCCAUGCUGCAGAUUUUAACUUCUUUUCGGCGGGGAUGGAGAUCAGAUUUAACGCUCCCAUUUUCUCCGUUGCACGUGAGGAAAAAAGUCGCUCAGGUGAUUUUUUUCCUCUUUUACGUUAAACCGGUAAUAUGCAAUUGUUCAUGGUAUAAUAAUCGUGCAGGUUCAAACCGCGGUAGGUCGUCAUACAGGUAUAUCGUUACAACCCUAAGAAGUCAUGAGAACAGGAGGCAUCUCUCUUUGUGAACUCUUCAGCUGCAGCGUGCAAGGCUGCGUGGACAGGGAAAAACUGUUCUGAUAUGCUGUGUUUUGAGAUUUAGUUGUCGCGUCCCGCCCCCUUUUCGCGUUCGGUAUGAACAAACAAAUUGCUUAUUGCAGGAAUUUCAUCGCAUCGCGUUUGGUUAGGAUACGGCGUAAGACUGUAUAUACUAAAUAUUUUUACUUUUUGCAAAUAAAAUUGUUU